Trichechus manatus latirostris (Florida manatee) is the source of this 636-nucleotide messenger RNA. It is a transcript of the gene NPM2, whose product is annotated as nucleophosmin/nucleoplasmin 2. Gene Ontology annotation, molecular function: histone binding; chromatin binding; RNA binding. Bases 1 to 636 code for a protein of 211 amino acids. Gene Ontology annotation, cellular component: cytoplasm; nucleolus; nucleoplasm. The transcript is spliced from 8 exons. NCBI's taxonomy places the organism in Eukaryota, Metazoa, Chordata, Mammalia, Sirenia, Trichechidae. Gene Ontology annotation, biological process: positive regulation of DNA replication; chromatin remodeling. The record is from RefSeq and is a predicted model, not a curated record.
AUGAGUCGUAGCAGCACCAGCAGCAGAGAGGAGAAGGCAGUAACAACUAUGCUGUGGGGCUGUGAGCUAAAUCAGGAGAAGCGAACUUGGACCUUCAAACCCCAGAUGGAGGGGAAGCAGGACUGUAAGCUGUUGCUUAGUACGAUUUGCCUGGGGGAGAAAGCCAAAGAGGAGAUGAAUCUCGUGGAAAUCCUGCCAGCGUAUCAGGAGGAUAAGAAGACGCAGCCCAUUACCAUCGCCUCUCUUCAGGCCUCCAUCCUACCCAUGGUCUCCAUAAUGGGACUGGAGCUUUCCCUGCCAGUUACUUUUCAGCUCCGGGCUGGCUCUGGACCCGUGUUCCUCAGUGGUCAGGAAUGUUACGAAACUUCAGACCUACCUUGGGAAGAGGAGGAGGAGGAAGAAGAGGAGGAGGAAGAAGAUAAUGAAGAUGAUGAUGACGAUGAAGAUGUGUCUCUGGAGGAGGAGACCCCUGUGAAACAAGUCAAGAGGCCAGCGCCCCAGAAGCAGAUGAGUGUUACUAAGAAAAAAAAGCUGGAAAAAGAAGAAGAGGCAGUGAGGUCCAGUGUUAAACACAAGAGCCCUGUGAGAAAGGCCAAACUCACACCGAGACCUAAAAAGCCUGGAUUCAAGAAGUGA